UUCUUAUUACUAGUGAAGUUGUCUUUUCACAUUUUAUUUGGCCAUUGCAUUUUCUUGUGUAUGACUUGCCUUAAACUUUUCUAAUUCUUGCAUAUUUUAUUUUUGCUAAACAUUUCAUGAUUUACAAACACACAUUUCCAUCUCUUUUAAUAGUUAUUUUCCUACCCAGAUUUCAAGAGAAAAAGAGAUUUUCUCCUGGCUGUUGUCAGUAGCAGCUAUUUGAAAUGAUAAAGAUUUGAUAAGUGAAACUGGAGAAAUGUGAAUGUUACUGAACGGAUUGCUUCAAGUGAAAGGAAUAUUGCUGAUACCUCUCUGACCGAUGCUUCUUAAAUGAUCAGGCCCCCGAGUCAGGCUGCAGUACCCAAAGGCAUGAGUCCAGGCUUGACAUAUUGGUGGCUGCAUCCUGGAAUCAUUUUCUGACUCUCACCCUAACAUUGAUGUUGUGUAAGGCCUAGAUUACUUAAACAAUCUCUAGCCUGUCUGAGGACGUCUUUCUUACUAUCUACCCUUUUCUUUAAAUAUGCCUUGGGGGGAAAAGUUACAUUUUGUCUUGCUUCGUGUGCAUAGUGGAUGUCUUCCAUUGCAAAGGGAAUGGUUUUACUGUUUUCCUCAUCUCACCUGAAAGGAUGACCCGGAACUUUAUAAAGACCAGAGAGCAUUCAAGGAAUGACCGAGGAGGGGAAUGUAGCAUGUCCAGGGAGCUGACCACAGGCACAGCUUGUGUCUGUCUCCCUCCCUCAGCAGUUACAGGAGAUAGAAACUGGUCGCAGAGCCCUGUGCUGUAGUUUGGGUAUCAGAACAACUCACCAAAAAAUGCACGGAAAACCCAGUUCUUGAGUGGGAGGAGACGGGAGGAGGGAGAAGACAGGGAUUUCCUUUUCUUUAAAUGAGUGUUACUUUUUGUUAAUGAGUUUGAAUUCAGAAUAAUUUAUUACCUUGGAGUUUUCUUGUAAUUUGAGACUGUCUCCCUUCUUGCUUAAGGCAAAAAUCUAUGGCUGGCUGUUAAAUUCGGAGGUUUAUCCUUUGUCAGGUUUGGCUGCCUUUUCCAAAUUCCCUAAGAGGUAAAUUUGAAUAUGUGUGUUAGGGAGGCUGAGAAAUGAAGGGAAGAUGCAGAGAAAAAGGUGAUUUAAAGGUUAAGGUGGUCUACCCAUGUUUGGUUUGUCUACACACAUUCCUGGAAUAGUUUUAUUUUCCCUCAUGCUAUGUAGGAGUUCAUUCAGACGAGGAAGUUCCUAGAGUCUGUGCAUCAGGAGCAUUAGCUAUUUUUUGUUUUUCCUUAACUAUUUGUUUGUUUUUUUAUUCACAAAUUUGUGGCUGCUGUGUUUUGAUGACUUUGUUUUUGAGUUGUUUGGAUCUGAGUGCCAGUUUUAUCCAGUGUGCAUCUCUUUUGUGUGUGUGUCAACCUGUACCUUUUCUAGAGUGGCAAAUAGUGUUUUGAAAUGGGAGGAAUACCCCAAAUGCCCUUAUACUUGAAGCUGAGGUUUGUGAUAAACAUUUUACAUCUUUUAAUUGAAAAUUCACUUAGUGUUUUUCUAGGUGGUUUUGAGUGUGGUCACUGAAAUGCUCAUAACCAGCAGAAGCCAUUGGUGUGGAUAAGGUCAUGUGACCUCAUGUGAAGAAUAAAAGCUCAGGUCUGAGGGCUCUGGUUGUGAUUCCUGUUGGCCCCACUGGAGGGAAGUUCAGAAGCGGCCCCUCGAGGAGCACAGCUACCACAUCAACUGUUUGCUGGAGACGGAACCAUUGCAAGGAAGAGACGAAGAUGCAGUAGCCAGUGCUGACUUCUCUACCAUGCUCUCUGAGGAGGAGAAAGAGGAGUUAAAGGCAGAAUUAGUUCAGCUAGAAGACGAAAUUACAACAUUACGACAAGUUUUAUCAGCGAAAGAAAGGCAUCUGGUUGAGAUCAAGCAAAAACUCGGCAUGAACCUGAUGAAUGAAUUAAAACAGAACUUCAGCAAAAGCUGGCAUGACAUGCAGACUACACCUGCCUACAAGAAAACACACGAAACCCUGAGUCACGCAGGGCAGAAGGCGACUGCAGCCUUCAGCAACGUUGGGACGGCCAUCAGCAAGAAGUUUGGAGACAUGAGGUCUCACUCCAUCGGCUACUCCAUUCGCCAUUCCAUAAGUAUGCCUGCUAUGAGGAAUUCUCCUACUUUCAAAUCAUUUGAGGAGAGGGUUGAGACAACUGUCACAAGCCUUAAGACGAAAGUAGGCGGGACGACCCACGGCGGAGGCAGCUUCGAGGAGGUGCUCAGCUCCGCGGCGCAGGCCAGCGCGCAGAGCUCGGGGGGCGGCCCCCGGCGGGCCGAGGAGGAGGAGCUGCAGUGCUAGCCCCGGCCCGCGCCCCCGACCUGGAGACCAGACUCCCGCUGGGAAAAGCCAGGCCUUGACCUUGUUCUUCAACUGGCCUCGCGCCAAGUUUAAUAAAAUGACUUCCACUUGUAUUUGUGUUGAUGAUGGACCGCUUGACCAUCCCACUUCAGUCUUCACAGACUGUCCUCUUGUAAAAUGUCCUGAUUUGAGCAGGUGCACAAUUGGUCGUGACCCUUGUCUUUGUGUAAUUCAACAUACCUUCCAAACCUGUAGCUCUUACUUAUUUGCUGUGGUGUUUGCUUGGACUCCUUUACCAUGUGCAUGUCUUUGGGCGCUAAGUGAGUACCCCCUCUCGGUUGAGUCGGUCCACGGGAGGGAGCUCUUUCCGACCGACCGUCUCUAGCAACGGGAUGACUGCAAAUUUCAUCAACCUGCCUGUGAUCGCCCCUCACCUCUAUCAAUUAUGUAUGUUUAUUUAAGCAAUUAAAAUAAUUGACUUUAAUGA
Equus caballus (horse) is the source of this 2818-nucleotide messenger RNA. It is a transcript of the gene TPD52L1, whose product is annotated as TPD52 like 1. Gene Ontology annotation, biological process: positive regulation of apoptotic signaling pathway; positive regulation of MAP kinase activity. The record is from RefSeq and is a predicted model, not a curated record. Gene Ontology annotation, cellular component: cytoplasm. Lineage: Eukaryota; Metazoa; Chordata; Mammalia; Perissodactyla; Equidae.